AUGAUGUUGAGUCCCAACCAGACAAUGGUGACAGAGUUUGUGCUGGAAGGGUUCUCAGAGCACCCUAGUCUAAGACUGCUCCUGAUUGGCUGCUUCCUGACCCUCUACUCAAUGGCUCUCACAGGCAACAUUGUGAUCAUUUUUUUGGUCACUUCUAGCACUGGACUCCACAGUCCCAUGUACUUUUUCCUGUGCAACCUGGCCACCAUGGAUAUUGUCUGCACCUCCUCUGUGCUGCCCAAGGCUUUGCUUGGCCUAGUGUCUAAGGAAAACACCAUCUCCUUCAAGGGGUGCAUGACCCAGCUCUUCUUCCUUGUGUGGUCUGCAUCCUCCGAGCUGCUGCUGCUCACGGUCAUGGCCUAUGACCGCUAUGUGGCCAUCUGCCAUCCCCUGCACUACAGCUCUAGGAUGAGCCCAUGUCUGUGUGGGGCCCUGGCCUUGAGUGUGUGGUCCAUCUGUGCUCUGAAUUCAUCUAUAAACACUGGUCUAAUGACACGGCUGUCAUUCUGUGGCCCCAACAUCAUCACCCACUUCUUCUGUGAGAUCCCCCCACUCCUCCUCCUCUCCUGCAGCUCCACAUAUGUGAAUAGCAUUAUGACUCUUAUAGCAGAUGCCUUUUAUGGAGGCAUCAACUUCUUCCUCACCUUACUCUCCUAUGGCUGCAUCAUCGCCAGCAUCCUGCGCAUGCGUUCUGCUGAGGGCAAGAGGAAGGCCUUCUCUACCUGCUCCUCCCACCUCAUCGUGGUCUGUGUGUACUACUCCUCUGUGUUCUGUGCCUACAUCAGUCCUGCUUCCAGCUACAGCCCAGAGAGAAGCAAAGUGACCUCAGUGCUGUACUCGGUCCUCAGCCCAACCCUGAACCCCCUCAUCUACACACUGAGGAACAAGGAUGUCAAGCUGGCCCUGGGGAGACUCUUGCCCUCUUUCUCACAUUAAAUGGAGAUGUACAGGCUGUUCUCCUGGCCUGGGCUGUUCCUAAAUAUGCUUUCCUGAGAUCAGCCUCAUGGAGCUUGGGUGUACCUAUUUCUGUCUUAGAAAACCAUUCUCUGAUGCAAGAACUACAAAUUUUUAGAGGCAAUGAAAAAAAUUAAGCUUUAUUUCCUGAUAAACACAACCAAUUUAAAAAGU
Alexandromys fortis (reed vole) is the source of this 1128-nucleotide messenger RNA. Its product is annotated as olfactory receptor 13A1-like. Gene Ontology annotation, molecular function: odorant binding; olfactory receptor activity; G protein-coupled receptor activity. The record is from RefSeq and is a predicted model, not a curated record. Bases 1 to 936 code for a protein of 311 amino acids. Gene Ontology annotation, cellular component: membrane. Gene Ontology annotation, biological process: G protein-coupled receptor signaling pathway. The transcript has a single exon. NCBI's taxonomy places the organism in Eukaryota, Metazoa, Chordata, Mammalia, Rodentia, Cricetidae.